AUGGACGAAGAAAACCUAAGAGAGCCUUUGUGCUUAAGAGGUGACGUGAACACAAUGGGAGACCCCAAAGUCGAAUCCCCGACUUCAAAAGCAGUGGUUAAUCAUAGAGAUAUGGACACGGUGAUAGAGGUCCGAAGACCCGUCUACCAUACAAAAGAAUUUCGUGAUAAAUUCAGGAAGCCAGAGCCACCUGAACGAAGCUGCAAGGAAUUAUUACGCAGCCACUUGUCAAGCUUGUGCACCUGCUCAAAAGACAGGUGCAAGAAGAUACUUGUUGACACAUUUCCAUUUUUGGGUAUUAUGCGAAAGUACAAGGUGAAGACCGACUUACCAAAUGACCUCAUAGCUGGACUUACAGUUGGCAUCAUGCAACUUCCUCAAAGUAUGGCCUAUGCUCUUCUGGCUGACCUUCCUCCAAUUGUUGGUCUUUAUGUGUCAUUUUUUCCUUUACUGACUUACUUUUUCUUUGGUACAUCUCGACACGCUGCAAUGGGUACUGUGGCUGUGGUCAGUUUAAUGGUUGGUUCAGUGGUGUCAACACUUGAAGCGGAACCAACACAAAUGUCAUCAUUAAACACAACUCUGGGUGCUGGCAAUGAUUCCUUAUUGAGCAACACAGAAAGUGUGCUUCAUGAUGAUUUAGUGGCCAGAAAAAUAAAGCUGGCAGGUGCAAUAACGUUCAUGGCUGGAGUUGUACAGAUUAUCCUUGGCUAUUGCAAGCUGGGUGUGGUCACAACUUACAUGUCCGAUAGUCUUGUUAGUGGAUUUACCACUGGGGCUGCAGUUCAUGUGUUUACAAGUCAAGUAAAAUAUGUCUUUGGGCUCAAAAUAAAAAGAUUCAGUGGAAUGUUUCAACUUGCCUUGACCUAUGUGGAAAUUUUUAAGAAUAUACAGAAGACAAAUCUUGCUGAAAUGACCAUUUCCUUCAUCUGUAUGAUAAUCAUCUACUUGGUUAAAGUUCAAGUAAACCAGCGUUUCAAAGACAAAUUGAAGAUCCCUAUACCAAUUGAACUUUUUGUGGUCAUUGCUGGUACUCUUACAUCUCAUUAUGAAAACUUCCAUGAACGUUACAAGAUCCGAAUUGUUGGAGAAAUACCUGCUGGUCUUCCUUCUCCAACUGUUCCUGCACUUGACGAAGGCAAAUCUUUCAUCGCUGAUGCAAUCAUUAUUGGUAUCAUUGCUUUUGCCCAAUCUGUAUCAUUGGCAACGUUGAUGGCCAAGAAACACAAUUAUGAUAUUGAUGCAAAUAAGGAACUUAAAGCUUAUGGCAUUGGCAAUGUUUUUGGAUCCUUCUUCUCUUGUUAUCCAUUUGCUGCUUCUGUUUCCAGAACAUCAGUCCAAGAUUCCGCUGGCGGUCGAACUCAGGUGACCAACAUUUUCUCUUGCAUUCUUGUUUUGGUUGUGAUUUUGGUUAUUGGACCCCUUUUUGAGGAUCUGCCAAAUUGCAUUUUGUCAGCUAUCAUCAUGGUAGCUCUCCGGAGUAUGCUUCUGCAAGUUCUUGAGUUAAAGAGACUAUGGAGAAUAUCAAAAUAUGAUUUUUCAAUCUGGUUGGUCACUUUUUUGUGUGUGGUCAUUCUUCAUGUUGAUUAUGGUCUUGGCAUUGGAAUCGUCUUCUCAGCAUUCACAGUUGUGAUCCGAUCCCAAAGGACAAACAUGAAAUUAUUUGGAAGAAUCGAAGACAGCAAUAUUUACAGAAAUGAAAAUGCAUACGCCAAGUCUGUCCAGCAAGCUGAUGUUAAAAUUGUUUACUACAAUUCGCCCGUUUAUUUUGCAAAUGCUGAAAUAUUUGUACGGCAAGUACACAAGACAUCUGGAGUAAGACCUGAGAAAGUUCUCAAGAAGAUGAAAACAAUAGAGAAAGAACGUUCGAAAGCUGAAUUCACCAAAGAUGUUGAAGUCGAUGGCCAGGUUUCAGUUCCAAAUGCUGACCCAAAUGAAGUUAAAUUUGAACUUUCAGUCAACUGUAUAAUCAUUGAUUGUAGUGCCAUGAAUUUCAUUGACACCGUUGGAGUGAAGGUAUUUGAACAGCUAUCAACAGACUAUAGCAAAAUUGGUGUGAAAUUGCUUUAUGCUGGUAUCCGUGAUCCGGUUUAUGCAGUGAUGCAGUUCAUGCAAUUAGCUUCCCUGUUUAUGCCAGUGAGAGCGGCGUUGCCAAACCAGAGGACAGAUUGUUGUAAUAGAAACUCUGUUAUACAUCUUACAAAAUCUAUCUAUCUAUCUAUCUAUCUAUGA
Messenger RNA from Acanthosepion pharaonis, 2232 nucleotides. The record is from the annotation of a GenBank genome assembly. Lineage: Eukaryota; Metazoa; Mollusca; Cephalopoda; Sepiida; Sepiidae.